UUACGUAUUUUGCACAAAGCUCGUGCUCGUCGAUCGUCAAUCUCAGGGUGCGCUCGUGCAAACUCAUCCAGCCUCAAAUCACCAACCAACAGCAAUACAGUGACAUCUCUGGAACGACGUGAAACCUAUCUGCGUCGUUUGCAUGAUAUAUGGCCCGACCACGAUUCCCAUUCGGACGAUCCACGUGCAGCGUCUUCUCCCUAUCCGAUUGUGUCCGUUGAUCGUCCACCCCCACCUGUUGUCCCGUGCGUUUAUACCAGUCCAAUGGAAUGCCCCUUGUCCUUGCUCUCGUUUGUCAGUGAGAGUGUCUGUGCGAUCCAGUCACAAACAACCCGUCCGUCUCCGAACAAUGUGCCAUCACAAACCUCCACAUCAAAGUCCACACAUCCUGGGACAUUGGUUCCAUGUAACCGAGAGCUCAUGGUCGAGGUGCACUCAGCUGCGGAACAUGAAUUGCGCUUGCCUGUCGCUUUAUCCAGUUGUCCAAGUCUGUCGGACACGCAUCAAUCAUUCCCUGGAGUCGAGUCACCACAGGCACCCACGUUUCCUUUGUUCUCGCCGUCAUUGUCUCCCUCGUCCUGUUCCACCAUUUCGGCUAAUGGUGGCGUUGUCAGUGGCUUCAUUUCCCGGUUCUCUGGCCCAAACGCACGCACGUCUGUCUCAUCUCGAUCAGGAACGAAAACCAAGGAGUUGUCUCAAGGCAGAACCACGAAAUCGAAAGACACCGUCUCCUAUUCCUCAUCAUCCUCUUCUUCCCGGUCCUCCUCAGGGCAUCCUAAACGACCUAGUGGAUCUCGUGGCGGUCGCCAGACCUCGAGCAAAAAACAAUCAUCCCAGCCUCAAUCUUUACGCAAACGUGAAGCCAAUUCGACUCAGUCCAUCUCAGCCAAUACCGUACUGAAAGGCGCUGUGUCUGAGGUUGUGCGCACCGGGGAUCGAGACGAAAAUCGUCGACGCAGGACGCGUGCUCCCAAGCUUCAGUCGCCUCAGUCUCUAUCCGGAGAUCCGGCUAAUUCUCGUCCCAGCACAUGGGAGCAACUUCGUGUCGUCGUCCGCGAUUCUGAUGCGGCCAGUUUGCCGGACGCGACAGAAGGAUCAAUCAUAUUCUUUAGCCCACAACGGGUGCAUCGGUUGCGAUUGAUAUCUUCUGGUUCUCACUACUGGAAAAUAGAUUCCACAAAUGAAAUUGAUCCGGUCAAAUCCGAGGCCAAUACGAAAAAGGAAUACAACGGUGUAACAUGUUAA
This is a messenger RNA of Echinostoma caproni, 1245 nucleotides long. NCBI's taxonomy places the organism in Eukaryota, Metazoa, Platyhelminthes, Trematoda, Plagiorchiida, Echinostomatidae. The record is from the annotation of a GenBank genome assembly.